This is a messenger RNA of Adineta ricciae, 2826 nucleotides long. NCBI's taxonomy places the organism in Eukaryota, Metazoa, Rotifera, Eurotatoria, Adinetida, Adinetidae. The record is from the annotation of a GenBank genome assembly.
AUGUAUCAGUUUUAUCCAUACCAGCUGCCACAACGACACUUUUAUCCGUGGUAUAAUCAACCGUAUGUAUCUCAUCCGAUUACACCUUAUCAGCCAUUUAUCAAUCCUCAGCAGACAUUCACAUCCUCUCAUUUUACGCAUUCUCAAACUCCAACCGUCAAAAGAAAGCUGAAAACACUGUCCAACUUUGAAUUAAUCAAUCUAUUGAAUACUCAUAUGAGUCAACUCAAACAAAUACAUUAUCAAGAUCAACAGCAGCAGUUACCUAUUUCGAUCGAAUUUCUAAGAAUACUUUAUUAUGCACCGAGAUCAACAUUGGCAUCAGCUAUACAAAGUGAAGAGUUUUCCUUGGUCCGAACAACACUUAACGAUAUCCUUCAACAAUGGGAACGUUUCUCCUACUUGCCAGACAAUGAAGCAUCAAUGUUUCAUAUCACUACCAAAGUACUACACCGAAUAAUCAAAGUCAUCGAUGACAUCACACUAGUACCAUUAUGGUUAUCUGACUCUACACUUCUCGACACUAUUGCUACUUCACUCACUCACAUAGCCAACACGGGCAAGUUUCUCGACGACAACAACAAACAACCCUUCAGACACUUCACUCAUCUCAUACACACCUAUACUCUCUAUCAACAGCAUCUCAGUCAACAUCCUCACUCCAACAAAGAUACCUUCAUCCAGCUCCUUCAUCCCGUUCAACUCUGUCUCACUUCCACUCAUUUCGUCCAUUCGUUCGCUACUCUCUCCAACUCACUCACAACAUCGCACAAGUUCUUUCUUCUCAAAUGUCCUGCAUUCAUCAGCUCCUAUCACGGCUCGGCACUCGAAGAGACCAUGCACACUCUCUUGUCCACAAUGCUGCCACACUAUGUCACCAUGUUGGACAAGGCCAUGCCUUCGUGUUCUCACUGGAGUCAGUCGAUGAUUCGGUGUGUCGACGCGUUGCUGAGCAUGAUCAACCAUGGCACAGGCGAGUUUGACAACAAUGUGAAACUAGUGAGCGAACACUUACCACUGAUCGAUCAUGUUCUUCGACUGGUGGACGAAGCGUCGUUGUACGAGAAUAUUAGCGAAACGCUGUCGAACGGUGAGACACUGCUGUUGAACAGUGCCAUGCGAUUUCUGGUGAUAAUGAAGAAUGAAUCGAAUAUUCUUGCGCAUAUGAAAGAAAGUCACAAGACGGAGUCGUUUCUUCGUUUGACAUCAUGUCGAUACGAAGGAAUAGUGCUGAAUGCAUACACACUUCUUGCAUACACAGCACGUGAAGAAGAUAUAAAAACAAUGCCUGAAUCAGAUCGAUUAUUGCAUACAAUAGUUAAAUCUUUGAAAACAACUGUGGAUGAUAAGUUCGAAAAGAAAAAUGAAACAGAACAGUUGUUGGAAAUAUUAAAAGGUCUAAUUCAACAUGAACAAAUAAAAGCUGAAAUAAGUAAACAAGACGUUCUCUCAUUUCUACUUGGCCUAGUUCAUAAAUUAACGGGCAAAGCACACGUGUCAAUAGUCGAAAUCUUAUGGUCGCUUACGUUUCAUGAUGAGAGUGCGUUGAUUUUACGCUCUGAUCCAACUUUUCUCAAAACAAUUGAAAAUAUAUCGAGAGAAAGCCACGAUGAAGCACUAAAAAAGGCAGCUGAUGGUCUUGUAUGGAAACUUAUCCGAGAACCGACAUUUCUUAAAAAGAUCGCCAAACAGGAAGAAGAUGAAGUUCAUAAUCAGCAGAAAGUUACACAAACUAUCGUCGAAGAAGUUAUUACAGGUGAUGGUCAAAAACAACUGGUGACAACCAUUAAACCAGCAAUAAAUUCUAGCGGUGAACGAAUGUUCCAGUACGAUAUUAUGAUAUCUUAUUGUCAUGCAGACAAAGAAAUGACUUACAAGAUUCACAAAUUUCUUGUUGAUCAAGGCUUCAAAGUCUGGAUCGAUCUCGACAAUAUGCAUGGACCUGCAAUGAGCGCAAUGGCGGACGCUGUGGAGAACUCUGAGUUUGUGAUCAUGUGCAUGUCUGAUUCCUAUAAACAAAGCACAUAUUGCCAAGCGGAAGCUGAAUACGCUUUCAAUUGUAAACGACGACUAAUCCCAUUGAUCAUGAGACCAAAAUAUCGGCCAGAUGGCUGGCUUGGCUUCUUGAUUGGAUCGCGAAUCUAUGUUGAUUUUGGUCGAUUUGAUUUUGAGACGGCAUGUGGAAAACUAAUGACUGAAAUCAGUCUUCAAAGUAAACGGCCAUUACCAUCGAAAGCCGACCGAGUCAAAGGAGACGAAAAGUCCGAUAAGAAAUCAGUAUUAAUCAGUGGUCAUGAGAAACCAUCAAUGGAUGAUAACACCAACAUUCUUUCAAGCUUCACACAGAGAAAGACAAUGUCAAACUUCAAUCGGAAAUUAAUCAAGGACUGGACAGCUUCCGACGUGUUGGAUUUUCUUUCAACUGAACGUUUAACACCCAUGAUGCCACUAUGCACGGAGAUGAACGGUCGAGCACUUAUACAAUUAUAUAAAAUGUGUCUGUCACAACAUAGUUGCAUGUACGGUAUUUUGAACGACGAAUUAAAGUCAACGUAUAAAACAAAAUUAUCUAUUCGAACUUUCUCUGUAUUUCUAAGCGCUGUCGAACAACGAUUAAAUAUUGAUCCAUGGUCAUUAGCACAAAGCUCGUGGCAGUAUUCUGAUACAACAACGGAUAUCAUUCCGCAAGAAUACACUUCAAAUGAGUACAAUACCUAUCCGGAUACGCAAUAUGAUCUUUUACUUACUUCGAAUGCGUCCACUUUGGAUAUUUUAAGAACGAUAGAACGUUAUGGAUUAAACUAUGCCAAAACAGCAUUUUCUUGA